AUGGCGUCCGUUGCACCGACCGCCUUCUGCUCGCUCUGCGGCGUGGUGUUGGCCAAUAAUGGCGAUCCAGGAAUUCAAGCUCCCGGCCGGGGCUGGCUGGGCCUCGUCCGGGCUAUCUAUACACGAUCCUCUCAAGCGGACGCUGCCAGAGUAUCUGAACCUGGAGUUAUUACAGGACACAAUGUGCUGUCGAUUCCGUCUUCGACAUUACCUGGCGUAAGGCAGACCAUCACGUUGUUUCGAAACCAUGGCUCCGACUGGGGAUAUGGCCUCCACGAGGCGUGUUGGCAGUUGUUGCGUGCAGAGCUUGGUGGCAGAGUGGACGAGUCUGCGAUCGCGAUGUCCUUAUUCCAGCAGUUUUAUUGUACACCGUGUCCGCAGCACGCGUGCCUGGAUUUUGGUCAUGAUUAUGACAGUGCACUGUCCAUCGGGCCUCUGGGACCAGCCAACUCUUCAGACGGAUCUCACUUUACGUUCACUGACCCUCUCACCAUGAACUUGUCUCAGAUUGAACAGAAUGCUCCCCCGUCGCCGUCAUGGACCCGUCUAGAUGUGGAAAGCGACAAGAGGUCGGCGUUUGGCAGAUUGCCGACGGAGAUCUUCCACGACAUACUUCUCUACUUACCGCACACCGAAGUCAAACAGCUCCGGCUCGUCUGUCGAGAGCUGGCGACCUUAAUAUGCCCUGAGGCACUUCCCAUGUCAUUUUGGAGGGCGCAGUUCUGGCCCAGCCGCGUCUACGGUUUCAUUUUCGCGGAUACCAAUCAGACAAGAGACUGGUCCAAAGCGUUUCGUGGUGUGACAUGCGCACUCGGGAACGGCGAUCCUGCACUCAUCAACAGAAGGAGAAUCGUUGGCUUGCUGAAACACGUCGCGGCCCUCGUCGAAUUCGAUGCAGCGUCGUCGCGCAGUCGUCCCAGUGGGACUGCGUUGUCCGAGCCGCUGAACAUGCAUUUCACCCCUGUAGUGGCGACCGACAGUGAUCAAGGGGACAGACCGCAGUAUGAGCAAACACCGUUGACUGGCCGCCGGUCUACUACUGGAGAGGAUUCUCUCGCGUCGGACGAUUGCCGUGAGGUCCACACCAGGAAGGCGCGGGUUCCCUUCCAAGGGGACGCAAGUUUUGCUAUCUCGUUCGCCCCCUUUGGCCCCAGAACAUACGUAACAGGCAUCUCAUGGACGGGAAAGGUCUGCGGUGGCGUUGGAUAUUGUCAGUCUCCACAGAACUCUUGUCAGAUUCCGCCCGAGUCGUCCGUCGAGGCACUGCAAGUCACUUUCUGCACGCGGGGGUUGAUCGGCAUUAAAUGGAACUUCACGGACGGGACCUCCUCUCCAUGGAUUGGGGAAUCGCAGGGCAAGGGAGCAGCGCGUGGGAUUUUGAUUUUCCGCAAAGAGAACCAGAUGGCUCAUUUAGUGGUAGGGCUCGAUGUAUGUGUACCCCGAGGGGUUGGGAAGAGCGCCGUUCUGACAACAGAAAAGCACUAUAAGAUUGUCAGCAUAGGAAUCACAUACGAAGGGAAGACGCGACAUUUCCCGCACUGUCCUCCGGUGCUCACCGUUGCCUCUACUCUUUGGGUGCCUGACGUCCCUCGACAUAAGCGCAUCUUCAGCGAACUCACGCCGAAUCACCUGCCACGGAGCACUUUUGCACUGCUGGAUAUUGACUUCGGCGGCCUGCAAGGGUCGUUGUUGGGAUUGCUGACCAGGAUGGUCGUCUUUGUGAGUACUUCGCCUUGUCCCAUCGCCGGAAUGGAGUUCUUCUAUACGGAUGGAAGCACGAGAAGCUUCGGUAUGCGGGGACAAAGUGAGAUCUCUUUCUACCUCGAUGGCCCGGGGGGAGAACGGAUAUCAGAGGUGAUUUUUGUCGAUGAUGGCACCCAGCCUGGUCUCACAGGCUUCACGGUGUUGACGAACUUCGGUCGCCGCAUGGAUUUCGUCACGCUCCGAUCUCUCUGUCAGGACUCAUCCAAAACAUGCUCCCACAAACCGCCUGACGGUUAUGUGAUGACGGGAUUUGCGGCCACAAGCCAAGACGACCACUUGGUCCAACUAGGCAUCCAGAGCCAACCAGCCACGACGCGUCUAGUUCACACGCUAAGCCUGGACUUCUGCAACGCACGCAUCAGGCCGGACAGCAUGUGGAGAAAAAGCGUCUGCGACUACCAUACCUACGCUUCCCUUCGAGGGGUGCGCCGGAUUACGGCGUUCGUCGGCAUGAAAGAACGCAGUCGACUACCAUCGGAUAUCUGUGGCCUGAAGGUCGACUAUCACGACUGUCGUGCACCAAGUGUUGUUGGCCAGUUGAUGCAGGAGGCCAAUUCGGUUGACCUCUUCCGCCACGAGUGCAUCCAGGCCAUGACGAUAUGGAUGACGGGAGUCUCGCCUCUUCCACCAGAAACAGACCAGAUACCGAAGCAAGGGAAAGUGGUCGCUGCUCGCAUCGAGACAACACUUGGCCAUACAGCCGAUUUCGGCCCAUACGGGUCGGAAUAUCCCCCGAUGGAUGGCUGCGUAGGAUAUCGCUAUGAGGCCGAAGGCCGUAAUACACUGGUGGCUGACCCCUACUGA
Aspergillus terreus NIH2624 is the source of this 2568-nucleotide messenger RNA. Its product is annotated as F-box protein. Gene Ontology annotation, molecular function: protein binding. The record is from RefSeq and is a predicted model, not a curated record. The transcript is spliced from 3 exons. Bases 1 to 2568 code for a protein of 855 amino acids. Lineage: Eukaryota; Fungi; Ascomycota; Eurotiomycetes; Eurotiales; Aspergillaceae.